Messenger RNA from Pseudogymnoascus verrucosus, 1473 nucleotides. RefSeq lists its product as uncharacterized. Bases 317 to 1444 code for a protein of 375 amino acids. Gene Ontology annotation, cellular component: cytoplasm. The record is from RefSeq and is a predicted model, not a curated record. NCBI's taxonomy places the organism in Eukaryota, Fungi, Ascomycota, Leotiomycetes, Thelebolales, Thelebolaceae. The transcript has a single exon. Gene Ontology annotation, molecular function: nucleotide binding; oxidoreductase activity. Gene Ontology annotation, biological process: NADPH regeneration.
GCCACCCUACGACCCAGCGUCUCGUUCGAACGCGCUAAAAAGAAUGUGAUAUUCCUCUGUUCUUGACCUGGUUCCCGACUUGCCACUGUAACUCAUCGGGGAGCUAGCCGCCGCGCUGCUCUGUGGCUACCUAUACCUCGCGGAGGAAUUGUCCGCAUGUGAGGUCACAAGGCCCUGAUUCGAUAUAUUUAAGGGUGAUUAUGUUAUAACCUAUAUCUAUAUUAUAACUAUUUCUUACCGUGAUAAUCUACAUUUCCUUCUUCUUCUUACUAUAAUUCUACUUUAGAAUCGACUGCCAAAAUCACACCAAGCAGCUAUGACGCAAAUACCACUUCUAAACACCUCGAAAUCCCCCCAAAUUCUUAAAGUUGGCCUCAUCGGCCUCGGUGAAGUUGCGCAAGCAGUUCACCUUCCGACCCUGUCCCUCCUCUCCCACCUCUUUACCGUCGUUGCAAUCUGCGACAUCUCCCCCGCCUCGCUGGCCCACUGCUCCGCCAAAUUCCACAUUCCUCACUGCUACACCUCCGCUGAGGAACUUUGCUUUCGCCCGGACCUCGACAUUAUCUUCGUCCUCUCCUCCGAUGAAUUCCACGCUUCCCACACCAUCACAGCCCUACAGAAUCACAAACAUGUCUUCGUCGAAAAGCCCGUUUCCCUCUCUGUCGCCUCCGCAGAACGCAUGCGCGCCGCUGAAAUCGCGAGUUGUGGCCGUGUCUUUGUGGCAUAUAUGCGCCGCUAUGCUAGUGCGCUACAGACCCUCCUAUCAGAACUAAAGACGGCGGGCGACAUCAAGUUCGCGCGCGUUCGCGACAUCAUCGGACCAAAUUCGUUUUUUGUAGAGCAGUCCGGCACGUUUCCAGAGAAAUUUGAGGAUUUCCCGGCUGGGGCUAUAGAUGAGAGGAAGGCGCUGCUUGAUGCGUUGUUGAGGGAAGCAUAUGAGGGACAUAAGGAGGUUACACCAUUGAUGACGCGGUUCUGUCGCUUCCUUGGUGGACUCGGCUCUCAUGAUUUGAGCGUUAUGCGCGAGGUUCUUGGUAUGCCGAAGGCGUGUACUGGGGUCUCGAUGCACCCACCCUUCUUCACUGCGACCUUUGAGUACGAGACUUUUGCUGUGUGCUACGAGAGUGGCCUAGAUGAUGUUCCAAGAUUUGAUGCGCACCUACAGAUCUACGGACAGAAGAAGACAUUGAAGUUGCAGUAUGAUACGCCAUAUGUGAAGGGACUACCGGUGAAGGUUUUAGUGGAAGAGAUGACGGCAGAAAAGGGAUACCAGCAGAGAGAGAUCGUGCCGACAUAUGAGGAUGCAUAUACAGCAGAAUUAAAGCAGUUGCAUGAGACUAUUACGCAGGGAGGGGAGAUUAAGACGACAAUUACGGAUGCAAUGAAGGAUUUGGAAAUCUUUCAGAUGAUAUUAAAGAAAGCAUUUCCUCUAGACUUAUGUUAGCAGACUCUGCUCCUAUACUUUCUUUCCUA